AAGAAACAUGCAAGUCAAGGCGCUAAUUAUCCUCUCCCUGGCACUUUUCGCCCUGGUCCAAGCCGAAGAAGAGCAUCCGGCCACGGAAGUUAAGCGAUGCUCUGGAAAUAAGCCUUUUCCACUGGAGGUGCGAGUGCAUAACUGCAUUACUCCUCCCUGCAACAUUGUGAAAGGAUCUAAUCAGAAAUUCGAAAUUGAUUUCGCCGUGGACAAGUACAUAACCAAACUGACGACCCUGGUGAAGGCCACUACCCUGGGAAUAAUUACGGUGCCAUAUGAGCUGCCCGCGGAUAUAGCUGCAGUCUGUCCCAAUCUCAUGUACGGCGCCUACUGUCCCCUCUAUGCGACGGAAGAUGUCACCUACCUGUUCGACUUCCCAAUCGGCGAGUACCCGGAAAUCGGAGUAAAGAUCGAAAUUUAUCUGGUGGACCAGGACAACGAAAUCGCUACCUGCUUCGUGUGCGACAUCAAGGUGGUCAAGGGAAAUGGCGGCAGCUCGGUCUACCAACUGGACUUUCUCAACAGGCUGACUUAGAGACUUGUGGAAACUCCAUACCCAAUUGGUUAUAUUUACUGUGAUAUAUCUAUCAAAUUAUUUUUAUUCCAAAAAACCAAAGCAGUCUAAAUCAGACCCUGAGCUCACCCACGAUGUCUCAUGAAUAUUUAAUAAAAUUUUAAAAGCCCUCCCGCAUACAUGAGGGGUUCUUUUCCUAAGUACAA
Molecule: messenger RNA, 720 nt
Organism: Drosophila bipectinata
Lineage: Eukaryota; Metazoa; Arthropoda; Insecta; Diptera; Drosophilidae
Gene: Npc2d
Product: Niemann-Pick type C-2d
Biological process (GO): intracellular cholesterol transport
Molecular function (GO): sterol binding
Source: RefSeq, a predicted model, not a curated record